AUGGCUCGUACGAAGCAGACUGCCAGAAAAUCCACCGGAGGAAAAGCCCCGAGGAAGCAAUUGGCGACGAAAGCGGCGAGGAAAUCAGCACCAGCAACCGGAGGUGUGAAGAAGCCACACAGGUUCCGUCCAGGAACCGUCGCGUUGAGAGAGAUCAGGAAGUACCAAAAGAGUACGGAGCUUUUGAUCAGAAAACUGCCGUUCCAGCGACUUGUUCGUGAGAUCGCUCAGGAUUUCAAAACGGAUCUGAGGUUUCAGAGUAGUGCCGUCGCUGCUCUCCAGGAAGCUGCUGAGGCGUACCUCGUUGGGUUAUUCGAAGAUACUAAUCUCUGCGCGAUUCACGCCAAGAGAGUCACUAUUAUGCCUAAAGAUAUCCAAUUGGCGAGGAGGAUUAGAGGUGAGAGAGCUUGA
Molecule: messenger RNA, 411 nt
Organism: Microthlaspi erraticum
Lineage: Eukaryota; Viridiplantae; Streptophyta; Magnoliopsida; Brassicales; Brassicaceae
Source: the annotation of a GenBank genome assembly